Molecule: messenger RNA, 1218 nt
Organism: Peronospora matthiolae
Lineage: Eukaryota; Oomycota; Peronosporomycetes; Peronosporales; Peronosporaceae
Source: the annotation of a GenBank genome assembly
AUGGACACCAUUUCGCAACGAGGUGCCAGUACUUCUGUCGGCACGUCGCAGGAAGAUCGGGACUGCAGCGUGUUGCGUCUCGCUCCCGAAGAGAAAGCAUGGCUGCCUCCAAAGUUAUUCAUGGAUCGCUCGUCGGCGACGACAAGUGAUCGCUAUCGAAUACGAUUGUUCGAUUCGUCAAGGAUCCAUCACCUUGACCCCAGUGCGAAAGACUAUCACAGUGAGCAUGAAUUCGUCAUCGAUGCUUUCUUAAAACAUCGUUGGUACAGUGGGUAUCACAAACGUGAUGGUCCCUCACUGCUUCAAGCGUGGAAUGCUUACAUCCAUAACCUUGAGGAUGUAGGUCGUGACGUUUGGAACGCCAAACUUAUCAAAGCUCGUGAUAAGGUUGAGAAAAGAACCCCGACAGGUGCACGCUAUAAGCUGCAUCGUCUGUCUAAGGAGGGUGGGUUACCCUGUCUUUCCUGGGGAGACCUGUGCCCUUGUUGUGUAAAAAACUCUGCGCGCGCACCUAAGGAGGCUUACCUCCUUACUAGCCCGUGGUGGCGCGUACGUAUCUCUACUGAGGUGUACGAAGGAAUUGACGACCUGAAAUCCCUUCACGACCGUGCCGGGAAGACUUUCUCCGGUGGUCCUUCUGCGGCACAGGAUGUGCCGAGUUGUACUGCUCAACCAGACCCAGUACGUCAAUCCUCAGUUGGGAGCGGGGCUCCCAAGAAUCCCAGGACGGGGGAUAACCGCGCCACCAGGCGAGGUAACUCGUCCGACGUCCGUUCACAUCGCGGUGGUUCAACAGCCGCUCAACCAGAUAGCGCUGGCCACCACGAGAGUCCUCUAAUGGAGGUGGAGGAGGAGGAAAAACGCUCUCCAAACUAUCGUGGGGGAGCGUGUGUCCCCGAGAGCCUCUUUGAUCGCGUAACUCUUGCGUUGCGCGGCGACUUCGAGCAUGAGCGGGACAGGCGUCUUCAACUGGUGGACACUGUCUUGAAGCAUCGAGCUGAGUUUGCUUUUGCUCAGCUUGAGAACGAGAGAGCUUUGACAUCUCUGCGUGACGAGGUAAGGGUAGCUCGUGUGGAUAUUGAUCGGUCUCGGGCUGAGAUAACUGCUCUUCCGACCCUAGUUGAUAUCCACCAUCGGGAGCACAAAGCCCUCUGUGAGAUUCUUGAGCGCAAGGGCGUUCUUCAUCGGAAGAAACAGCGUACUGAUGGUACGGCUUAA